Messenger RNA from Pseudogymnoascus verrucosus, 1633 nucleotides. RefSeq lists its product as uncharacterized. The coding region runs from base 81 to 1559 and encodes 492 amino acids. The transcript is spliced from 2 exons. Gene Ontology annotation, molecular function: protein binding. The record is from RefSeq and is a predicted model, not a curated record. NCBI's taxonomy places the organism in Eukaryota, Fungi, Ascomycota, Leotiomycetes, Thelebolales, Thelebolaceae.
CUUCUCAUUUCUCACCCAUCCUCACGCCACCCCCCCAUCCGCACCUAUAAUGCUCUGAAAAAAUAAGUUUACCUGAGCAAAUGGCCGACGAGCCCUCCCUCCCCUCCCUGCCCUCGGGCCUCGCCCCCAGCUUCUACAGCACCAGCGGCCGUCCCGGAAAGCGCGCGCGCCUGAGCUCAGCGCCGAUAUCGAGCGAUCCCCCGCUAUUUUCGAGCGAUGACGAUCCCAGCGCGGAGAAUUACUCUGAUCCGAAGAGGAGGCAGAAGAUGAGGUAUAAGGGGCCGUGGUAUAAGCAGGAGCCUGAUAAUUCGGGAUCUACUAAUCCGGGGGAGAGGAAGGGGAAGAGGACGUUGGAGAGGCAGUUUGAUAGUGGGGUUUGGUUGGGGAGCGAUAGUACGGAUGAUGAUGAUGGUGCGGAUUAUGAUUUUUUGAAGGGGGCGAGGGUUCCGGAGUUUUUGGCGAGGGGGGUGCCGGUGGCGAUGAGGCCGUCGCCGUUGAGGAGUCGGGUUAUUAUUCCUUCGGCGGAAUACCCGUCUCAGGAAGAGCAGGCUCGUCAACUCAUACAGCAGUGCUUGGAGGAAGGCAAUGAGGAUGUGGAUCUCUCUGGAAAGGGCCUAACAAGUCUCUCAAAUGGAGCCAUCAGAUCUCUCGCCUCCUUCUCAUCCAUCCCAGUCCUGACCCAAGGAUCCUACCAAACCCUCCUCCCAAAAUUGAGGAUAUUUUUGGCUAGAAACGAACUAAAGCGUUUGCCUGGGGAAAUAUUCAACCUUGAGAACUUGAGCGUGUUGAGUGUACGCAGCAACGAGCUGACGGAGCUCCCUACGUCAAUCAAUAGGUUACGGCGCCUCACUGAGCUGAACGCUUCGAACAAUGCCCUUCGCACGCUUCCAUUUGAGCUGCUAGACUUGCUGUCCUGCCCGAGCAGGAUAAAGAUACUUCACCUCCACCCAAACCCGUUCUAUGAACCCCCCGCAGCCGACGGCAUAACAGAGACCGGGCUGCCCGUAGACGAGGACAGUGACCAGAGGACAUGGGGUUCCAAAACCUGCGACAACCCCGAACACGACCACGCCAGAAACUCCGAAUGGAGACGAAGAUUCAAAUGCCGCUCCCAAGUCAAAUUCUUCGACCUGCACGGCUCCCCCGUCAAAGCCCCCGAAGUACCAACGGCCCGUCCCGCCUCCAACACGCCCUCGCUACUAGAGCUUUGCGUCAAGACCUGGGCCGACACGCCGAACAUGCCGAAUCUCAACGAGUAUCUGAGCGGAGACUACCCGGAGAAGCUGCAGCAUGUGCUGGACGAUGCGAGGAGGCUGCGCGAGACAGAGGUGCCGGGGAGGAAAUGUACGAUUUGUGAGAGGAGGUUUGUGGUGCCGAGGACGGAGUGGAUUGAGUGGUGGGAGAUUGAACAGUCGCCGGCGGGGAAGGUUACGGCGGAGGAGACGGUGCGACCGAGGGAUGUUAUAGAGAGGCAGUUGCCGUUUAUGAGGAGGGGGUGUAGCUGGAAAUGUGUUCCGCCUAAGAGGGUUGAAGGGGGGGAGAUGGUGGUGGAGGAUUGAUACCAGUGUAGUUUGAAUCGACGGAAUUAAUAUAUAGAUCUGUAUUUCCGGGCAACUGGAUUUUUAUUGUAGCU